Molecule: messenger RNA, 620 nt
Organism: Trichoderma asperellum CBS 433.97
Lineage: Eukaryota; Fungi; Ascomycota; Sordariomycetes; Hypocreales; Hypocreaceae
Source: RefSeq, a predicted model, not a curated record
CGGCAGUAUUGCUACGCUAAGGCUGCUGUAAAGGAAAAUAAAACGCUGCCGCCGUAUGCAACUUUAUGCUACUUCAUACAACAAUACGCAAUGCCUUAUAUUUAUUAUAUCACUAAAAAGGUAAUUUUAAAAGGAGCGCCGUUAACAAAGGAAGUUAUCCACCUGCGCUGGUAGCUAAACAAGCCCUUGACCUAAACGAGCCGCUACUUUAAAUCCAAGACCCAGAUGUCGUUAAGAAUCUACAAGGCCGGCCGAGAUUGCCUCAGAAUAGCAGAGUUCCCGUUAAUUGCAACUUGCAGCCGAUUACAACGCCCUCCCUGCCGACCUCUAGUCAACCGGGCGGUCGAAGACUACCCUCAAGCAUAUGGCGCACUCAAACGGCGGCAGAGGUUGAAGCUGCUAGUCAGGGAGCCUUGCAGACGAGGCUAAAGCGAUCAUGAGUUGCAGGAAGCAAUAGAGGCCGAGGAAAUUGAGGAGGAAGACAGAGAGGCCGCGGCCGGGCCUCAGGCACUUAAGGCACUUAAGGCACUUAACGCCUUGCAGUUAUAGAAGAAAGCAGCACUGCAGAUGCUGCUGCAGAGGUUAAGGAAGUUAUCCCGGCAAUGCAAAUAGAGCCCUAG